Molecule: messenger RNA, 4752 nt
Organism: Apodemus sylvaticus (European woodmouse)
Lineage: Eukaryota; Metazoa; Chordata; Mammalia; Rodentia; Muridae
Gene: Mturn
Product: maturin, neural progenitor differentiation regulator homolog
Exons: 4
Coding region: 62-508 (148 amino acids)
Biological process (GO): positive regulation of megakaryocyte differentiation; regulation of signaling
Cellular component (GO): cytoplasm
Source: RefSeq, a predicted model, not a curated record
GCGGGCGGUGUAAACAGACCCGGGAGCCGCGAGCCCCGGAGGAGGCGCGGGUGGCGCCGCCAUGGACUUCCAGCAGCUGGCAGAUGUCGCCGAGAAGUGGUGUUCCAGCACGCCCUUUGAGCUCAUCGCCGCCGAGGAGACAGAGCACAGGAUGGACUUCUAUGCCGACCCGGGCGUCUCCUUCUACGUGCUGUGUCCGGACAACGGCUGCGGCGACAGCUUUCACGUGUGGAGUGAGAGCGAGGACUGCCUGCCCUUCCUGCAGCUGGCGCAAGAUUACAUCUCUUCCUGCGGCCAGAAGACUCUCCAGGAAGUGUUGGACAAAGUCUUCAAGUCCUUCAGACCUUUGCUGGGGCUUCCAGACGCAGAUGAUGACGCAUUUGAAGAGUACAGUGCAGAUGUGGAAGAGGAGGAGCCAGAAUCGGACCACCCCCAGAUGGGGGUGACCUUGCUGAGGAAACGCAUGAAGGAGGAGAAACGCAGCCUGCACGAUUUAUGUACCUGUUAAGUGUCCGGAAGUGAAAGGUUUGACUUAGAAAGCAUGAGUUUCAGUAUCUAGUCAUGAUCUGCACACGUGCAGACGCAGAGGGUGAGAGCGGCUGAGGCUCCUUGGAGAGGUCACCAUUGUCACUGUUGGUCACCUGGGCAUGUAGCAGCCAGCCACUGGUCAGUGUAAAUGUUUCCUGCUUGUUCGAUCGUUUUAAAACAUGCUGAUUCCAAAGCCACUUUUAAAUUCUAAUAGUAGAAAGGUUAGAUGGGGUGAAAGAUAUAAAUGAUUGGUUUCUUAAAGCUGUUUAUAAACCUGCAUAUGAAACAUUUACCUUUUCUCUUUAUGAUGAGACAGAAAAUUACUUAAUCAUGAGAACAGCCGGGCUUGGAUCAAGUGCCCCUUAAGCUUUGAAGCCAUAGAUAAAUCUAACAGGAAAAUAAGUUAGGAUAAAAAUAUUAAUAUAACAAAAUCCUUUACUUUCCUAAUCUUUUAUUCUUUAGAGAAUGUCAAGAAAGGCUCCUAGUGAGCUAAUUUACUUAAAAUUAUAAUUAAAUACUCUAGGGAACCUACAGUGAAAUUUUAAAGGGACAUGAAAGUCAGAAUCUUAAUUACGAGAUUGCUUGAUUAAAAGAGGAUGAUUUAAUGACCAGGACACACAGACAACUCCCAGGAGUAACUGCCAUCAUCAUUUAGCUAGUAAAUACUUAGGAGGGCAUUCUCUGAUGCUAUUGUGAGACCCUCACGUGUCUCAGAUUCUCUUAACUUAGGGUGCAAGUGUCUCCUUGAUUGAUUCCUCUGUGCAUCCAGUUACAUGACUAGUAUUUUAAAUUUAAAAAAGAAGAUGAUGAUGAUGAAGAGGAAGAUCACAACCACCUGCACCGACAGAAGCUUGUGUGGAUGGCUGGCGUGUCUGGGCCUUCUCUGUUUAACCCAGGGGCAGGUCAAAGAGUCCCACGCUCCUUGGUGUAUUGUAACAUUCAGCGGCUAGGUGAUAUCACACACUGGUUUCCAUAUGUGCUUUUGUACCUGCGUGUUUUAUUUUCUGGGAGAAACUUAUUAAUGGUUAAUUUCAAACCAAGUGACUUCUCUUGAAGUGGCCCAUUGGCAAUGUCACACUGAGUGCUCCUUCCAGGGCGCGGGGUCAGCCUUUGAGUCCUGCCCGUAGUCCCACUUUGUGAGAUACAACAGGGAGCCUGAGCCACCUGUCUCAUAGGUACUGUCCAGGGCUUUCUUUUAAAUAUGGUAGGUCACACAAAUAAAUGGCCUUUAUGGCUAAAUGAGGCUGUUUGAGCAAUUUGCUCCAUUCCGAGGUAAUCUGGAAUUUUAUACACAGAGUCUUCAAACCUAAAUUUACAUAUGUUUGAACAUUAGUAUAAGAUGAAUUUUUAUCAAAAUCAUUUAAACUUUGACCAGAUAUACUCAAUGUUAUCACAUUAAGGUUCUCUAUUUGUACAAGUUGAGCUAAGACCCUUCCUAGUGGUGCAGCGGGCUGCUAAAACCUCUCCUCUUCUGCUCAGGGGUCAGGAAGAGAGAACAUCCCUGGAUGUGGUUGAUUUCCACGGCAAAUCCCAGAGGCACCGUCCUUGCAAAAUGCCUUCCCUUUGCUAUUGUGUGUGUCCCUUCCAUUCCAGUGUGGGCCUGGGUGCACACCCGAGCCUACCUGUUCCACAGUGAAACAAAUGUGACCCCUCCCAAGCCUACAGAGGCAGGCAUUCUAGCAGCAGCCAUAGCCUGGGGGAAGGGUCUUUGGGAGUUAGGAGAGACGUUUACCCUUGACUGCCGGACACUGACAGUCACGUGACUUCUUAUGAAAUAGGACUCUUUGCUCUUCUACCUUUGAACACUAUCCUAAUGCAACUGCCAAGGAAAGUGUGUGCUCAGAAGGGCAACAGCCCAGGACAUGAGGGACAUGGGAAGGGGAUGUUGUAUAAUUUUGACAAAGAUGGUGCCCUUAAGAUGCUGGUCAUGCAGCUACUUUAGAAUAUGGCGGCCAGCGGAUGUCCAGAUUCCUGGUGCCUGGGGUGGGCUCUAUCCCAGGCGACUGAUGAGGGCCUGUCACUUUGAGACGUGGGUAAGCAGAGGCCCCAGAAGAUGGUUUGUCUCUGCUGAAUGGCAGUGGCAGGCGGGGCUGCUCUUUGCCCGCCUACGCUGAAGGCUUUGGAGGUGGUAGGCAGGUAACCCGAGGGGAGAUUGGUGUGAAGGCUAGCUGGAGGAGAAUGGUGGUGAACGCUUUGCUUGUCCUAUCACUCAGGAAAGGGAAAGUGACAGUGAAGACCUGGUAGGUAGCAGACAAGAGACAGAGUAAACAGACAGGGACAGACUGAUAGCUCACCGAUCGACGUGACCUGCUGAACUCUGAAUUCCACCACUAACAGUGCUACUGAGGUGUAUCCUAUCACUGAGUGACUCAUGGAGACAUUUUUCUCAUAUCUACCAGGUUACUUUCCUCUGCCUGGUGAUGGCACUGAGCCAAGCAGGCUUCAGACAUCCAAGAACAGAGGCAGGGCGCAGAGGGAGGCCUGGUACAGUGCCUGGCAUCACUAGGGUUCCGCCAGAGCGAUGGGUCCACUUGUGACUCGCAGGCUCCCUGCAGCACACGGGACAUUCAGUGUUUCCGUGACCAGAGCACAAAUCGUUUGCUAUGUGAGGCGAUUGUCCUUGCACAGUGGUGUCCGAACUAGGUUUGCAGUGCACUUAAGUCAAACUGUGUCUGGGAGUGACACCACUGCUCGGUACAGACAGAAACUAUUCUCUAGUACAGUUCAUGUCUCUGAAUGUUGUUGCAGUUUCUCCGAGCACAAAGAGUGUGUCCAGGGUGUGGUGACCCCAGACUGGAAUUUUUAGUUAUUGCGUGUUGAAACUCACCAGUUGGGAAACAAUUUAAUCAAAUCUGGUUUUCUACAGCGAGAGGGAUGUAGGGAUGGACAAGACUUAAUGUGUGUUGGGAGGGGGUGAACGGGUGCAGUGAGGAGUUAGGUCUGUCCGUCCGUCCGUCUAUCCGAGUUGUAAACUAGGCACAUAGCCCACACUUACCUUCUGGGGCACAGGACGACUUGUGUCCUUGGCUGUCUCUAGAGAACUGGGUGCUUAGAGGAUGCUGGUAAUGGCUUUGUGACGUUCACAAUGCCCCCUCCCCACCCCCACUAAGCCAAAGGCAUGGACAGGGUGGCAACUAUCCUGCGCACCUGAUGGAAUUCAUUCCCUUAAAAAUAAAAUCAGCCGCUAGCCAAGGAAGCUUGCCUUCAAUGACGCAGAAUGUGGGCCACACCCCCUCUCUCCUCCAAUGGUGCUCUAUUGUCUGAAGCUCAGGUGGAGGCUCUUGUCCCUCAAACAAACCUUGAGGGAGGUGCCAUCAUGCACGGCUUCUUGCAUCCUCUCCAGAGAUGCAUAAAAUGUUUUUUGUUUUUUGUUUUUUUUAACAUUAGCAACACUCCUCUUUCAUGCAAACCCGGUGAGUUACUUUGGUUUGAUGGUAGCUAACAUGACUUGAGAAGCUGAGGUCUUUUAGGUUUCAUACAGAGUAGGUGUAAAACUUGCAGGGAUGCUGGCAGCCUGCGGUCUGUGGCAGUGACCGUGAGCAUUUCCUGUUAGAACCCCCCUUUCACCACACUGCAAGGCUAAGUGGUUCUGAGCAGUUAAAAGUACCAAGCUACAUAGGAAUCAACGUUCAGUUUGAUUAGGACUGUGUUCAAGAUGUUCGGUGUUACGGAAGCUGGCAGUGUGCUCUUCAUAAACCACCGACCCCUGGGCUUUCCUCUUGGUUUCUCCAGGUUCUGUUUUAGCAAGAACCUUCUGAACUGACAGAGACCAAUGCUCUGUCCAAAUGCCAGCUUUCUAAAAGGCACUAAAAUAAAUAUUCAGUGCUGGGCAAAUCCGAACUUGGCUUUCAGUCCAGUGCUUAUUUGUGUACAAGUGAGAUUUCUCCAGAGAAGCAAACUGGAAGGAACAAAAGCAAGGAACUUUAUUGUUUGUUUCUGGGGUUUUGUUUUGUUUUGUUUUUUAAGACGGGGAGUUUUUCCUCUGCGAUGUGUGUGCUUUCUUGGAGUUUGUAUUUUCUUUCAGAGAGCUCUCUUGUAAGUGACAAACUGUGAAAUGGGUUGCCAAAAACUGUGUCCUUUGUUCGAUGCCUCAGAGGGAACUGUGUAAAUUCUCUCUGCACCUUGUCACGUCUGUUUCCUCCUCCCUCCCAUGAGAGCAGGGACCACAUCUCCCAUGAGAUGUAAUUACCACACGCUUGCUAUUAAAGAGCCUUCCAGCCCUGG